AUGGAGGUAGACGUACCGUGUCCCGGCUGGAACGAGGCGGCCUGCCCCGGUGGUCUGCCGGCCCAUAACGAGUCCGAACCCCACAAGAACGUCGUCCAGAUCCGGGACAAUGUCCGGGCCAUCGACCCGGCGGUCACCACGCUCUACAUGUGCCCCGUGACGCUUGGAGAGGAGUACGGCGACAACGCGGCGCUGUUUCUGGCACCGUACCCGACGCCAUUCCAAGACGGUGACGUGAUUGUGAGCGGCCAGGCCGGCGGGGUUAUGCAUGUUGUUGAGAGUACGGCACCAGUCGGACCCUUUGCCUUUGUACUGGGGAGCGCCGCAAACAUAGAAGAUGUCGUGGCGUACAGCAGUUUUAAAGAGGAAGUGGAUCCUGUCGCCAUCGAUGACGAUACAACUGAAGAAGACGUACCGGACCCGGUGUUGCUGUCCACUGCCAUCAGCGGAGACCUGCCAGUAAACAGCAGCAAUGUGACAGUCAUCAACAACGUUGUUCCAGUGUACAAGUGUGUCGGGAACGGAUACGUCUCAAACUCCGGAGACGAGUGGGUGUCGAUGUUUCUCGUCUUCAAGGCAACCGACUUUAACGACCUGGGCUCCGAAGAUGGCGACAUUCUUGUGGGUAGCGAAAGUAACGGUUGGCUAGAGACUGUGACAGGAGUUAACGCUGGUGAUGAGUUUUCUUUUGUACGGACUGAUUUGGUGAGGUGUGGAGAAGACCUUCCAGAUGGAAACAGCUUAACUAUUCCUACAAAAUCGGAGGACAACAUUCCGGAUCUCCACUGUGUGGGAGGAGACAAUUCCAAAGGAAUCUUGGUGUAUGAGAACGCGACACUGGAAAAUCUUGGUUUUGCAACCGGGGACACCAUAGUUGGAAGAAAGAGCGGUGCCUUUUUGUCAAAGGUUAUGUCGCGGACUCAGAAAGGUGACCUUGUCUUCGUUGAAGUCUCUCCUGUGUCGACUCUACAAGACAGCGAGGAUUCGACGAAUUCUUCCAUUAGUACACGAAGGCGCAGAGCCACUAUUGAUGCACAUUUGACAUUUUCAAAGACAGUCUCUAUCACAAUACCAGUAUCUCUGGGACCGGCAGAAAUAACCUUCGGAGCUAAAGCGGGAUUUAAACUAGGGUUUGAGUUUACUAUGGAGCUGGGUUGGAGUUCUCCCUUCGUGCAACAGGCGGGAGCACGUUUCUUUGGGAGUGCUGAACUAAGUGUCUCUGCUAAGGCGUCAAUCUCAGCAUCGGUAUCGAGGUCCUGGUCAAAGAUGUUGAAGGAGGGGAACAUUAAGAGUUUUUGCAUCCCUAUCUGGGGUCCCAUUUGUCUGCCCACAAAACUGCGCUAUGAAAUACCCGCAAAGAUAGAGGUCUCCGCUUCGGUGGAGUUUGAGAUAUCAUGUAAAGCUACUGCUUCAGCGUCAGCAUCGAUGGGCGUCUCAUGGAGCAGUGGGCGGGGACUAACACCACGGUUUGAUACCGAUUUUAACAUCGAUCUUAGCAAAGAUGCGAAAACAAAAGCUGAAGGCAGCGCUAAGCUGACAGGCACCAUCACACCAACCCUGCUACUGGACGUCCCGGCUCCGGGACUUCCUAUCAACAUACCUAUCCCUCGCUGGUUAUUGCCAAGAUUUAUCAGGCGUUUACUUGAUAAGUACUACAAGUCUUAA
Molecule: messenger RNA, 1665 nt
Organism: Branchiostoma belcheri (Belcher's lancelet)
Lineage: Eukaryota; Metazoa; Chordata; Leptocardii; Amphioxiformes; Branchiostomatidae
Exons: 11
Coding region: 1-1665 (554 amino acids)
Source: RefSeq, a predicted model, not a curated record